Messenger RNA from Episyrphus balteatus (marmalade hoverfly), 2408 nucleotides. It is a transcript of the gene Atg7, whose product is annotated as ubiquitin-like modifier-activating enzyme ATG7. The coding region runs from base 201 to 2261 and encodes 686 amino acids. The transcript has 11 exons. Gene Ontology annotation, biological process: cellular response to nitrogen starvation; C-terminal protein lipidation; piecemeal microautophagy of the nucleus. NCBI's taxonomy places the organism in Eukaryota, Metazoa, Arthropoda, Insecta, Diptera, Syrphidae. The record is from RefSeq and is a predicted model, not a curated record. Gene Ontology annotation, cellular component: phagophore assembly site; cytoplasm. Gene Ontology annotation, molecular function: Atg12 activating enzyme activity; Atg8 activating enzyme activity.
UGACAUCCGCAUUUGUUUUGACUUUUCACCCAAAACAACAUCUUUUAUCUUCAAAUCUUUUUGUGAAGAAAACAAUUAAAAAGAACUAAAAAAAAACUAUUUUAAUCACUUAUCUUAAGUCAUCCUUUAUCCUACUAACUUAACUUACGCCUUAUUUAACAUCUGUUGGUCACAGAAAAACCAAAAAAACCACAAACGCUAUGACAUCGAAUGAUAACAAAGAAGUCUUCCUUUUCCAACCACUUCAAUCUUUUGUUAGUCCAACAUUCUGGCAUAAGUUAUCUGAGAUAAAAAUCGAUUUUGAUCGAUUGUCGGAUGCUGCAAAGCCGGUCCAUGGAUUCUAUACAAAUUUCAAUUCAAAAUCAUGUCUCCUUGAAGUCGAUUAUAGUUCUUUUAAUACGUCAUUUAAUCCUCCAAAGAACCAUUAUACAGCAUUUGGAACACUUUACAACAAAAAUACUAUCGAAGACUUUAAGGAAUGUGAUAAAAAUGCACUCCUUCAAGUCGAAGGACAAAAAUUUCUCGAUGACAUUGCUACCGGAGCAAUCCUGGACGAUCCAAGGCUGUUGGCACGAUUUAUGAUUUUAUCUUUUGCUGAUUUAAAAACCCAUAACUACUAUUAUUGGUUUGCGUUUCCUUGUCCUCUGAAACCAACUCUUGAAGUCGAACGAAACUCUAAGCCAUGUCGACUUGCUGAUCAAACAGAACUAUCGCAUAUGAUUCAGAUAAUUGAAUCAAUUCCCGAUGAAAACCGAAGUUUUUUCAUUCUCAACAAAACCAUUAAGGAUCGCUACAUCGAGCUGAAAGAUCUCAUAGAUCCAAUCAAUCUCAAAGAUAAUUUAAAAGAUGAAAAUAUUGACGAUUUGUAUUUUUGCUUUGUUGAUCCAAGUGAAUAUGAAAGUCCAUCAUGGAUGAUGAGAACGUAUUCCACUUUUUUGCACCUUUCAUGUCCCUCACUUGCUGGAAAGUAUAUUAAAUUUAUCGGAGUUCGAUACAACUCUGAGAUGAAGUAUGGAAGUAGCCUUAUUUGGACAGUUCAACUUCCACAAAACGACGAGUAUAUGGAUGACUUAAAGUUCGUUGGUUGGGAACCAAAUAAAAACAACAAAAUGGGACCUCGAAUGGUUUCUAUGAGAGAGAGUAUGGAUCCAGCAAAAUUGGCUGAGAAUUCAAUAAAUUUAAAUUUGAAAUUAAUGAAAUGGAGACUUGUACCUGAUUUGAAUUUGGAGACAAUGGCUGAAACUAAAUGCCUGCUUUUUGGUGCUGGAACAUUAGGAUGUGCUGUUGCAAGAAACCUUUUGAGUUGGGGCUUUAAAUAUAUAACUUUAAUUGAUAAUGGAAAAGUUAGUUUUUCGAAUCCAGUUAGACAGAAUCUCUAUACUCAUCAAGAUGCUGUUCAAGGGAAUAAUAUGAAGGCGACAAUAGCAGCAGAGAGGCUAAAAGAAAUCAAUCCAAAUGCGAUUACCAAAGGUUAUGUUAUGCAAAUACCAAUGCCUGGUCAUACAAUUGGUGAUUCAAUGAAACAAGGUGCCAUAGAAGAUUUGGAAAAAAUUAUUUCUCUAGUUCAAGAACAUGAUGUAAUAUUUUUAUUAACUGAUUCGAGGGAAAGCCGAUGGUUGCCUACUAUGCUUGGUGUCGCUAACAAAAAAAUUGUAUUAAAUGCAGCACUUGGAUUUGAUAGUUAUCUUGUGAUGAGGCAUGGUAAUUUAAAAGAAGUUAAAGAUAAUUCAAAGUAUGUGGAUAUUGGGGAUUUGAGAUGUAUUUCUGGAUCGGAGCUUGGAUGUUAUUUUUGUAAUGAUAUAACUGCACCGGGAAAUUCCUUAAAAGAUCGAACGCUUGAUCAACAAUGCACAGUAACUCGUCCUGGUGUUUCAAAUAUAGCUGCUAGCUAUGCCGUGGAACUCCUUGUUUCAAUUCUCCAACAUCCCGACAAAGAUUCAGCACCAGCUUAUUUCUGUGCGAAUGCAAUGUCAACGGAAAAAGUACCUGAAGGACUUUUAGGCAUAAUUCCACAUUCUAUACGCGGAAUGCUAUUUAAUUACGAAAAUAUUCUUCCAGCUACAAAAAAAUUCCCUCAAUGUAUUGCGUGUUCAGAAAAAAUCGUAAAUGAAUUCCAAGCCAACGGCAUUGAGUUCCUCUUGAAAGCCUUUGAAACGACCAAGUAUCUCGAAGAUUUAACCGGAAUCUCCGAACUCAUGAAUAUCGAUGCCAAUAUUAUCGAAUGUGAUGACUCCGACUUUGAAUUGUCUGAUGAUGAAUAGAGCCCAAGAAUCGAGAACUUUGCAUUUACACAAAAUCAUUACAAAUCUAUAUUAUAUCCAUUUUUAUUUUGUUGUUGUUUCUGUAUUUUUAAGAAUAAUGUUCAGCUAAAGUUAUACACAUUAUAUUAUACUCGUACCUAUGCAUAA